Molecule: messenger RNA, 1383 nt
Organism: Phytophthora nicotianae INRA-310
Lineage: Eukaryota; Oomycota; Peronosporomycetes; Peronosporales; Peronosporaceae
Exons: 1
Coding region: 1-1383 (460 amino acids)
Biological process (GO): carbohydrate metabolic process
Molecular function (GO): hydrolase activity, hydrolyzing O-glycosyl compounds
Source: RefSeq, a predicted model, not a curated record
AUGAGCAGUUCAAGAUCCACCAGUCAACUCGCUGUUGUUGCGGUCACUUUGCUUGGGGCUUCUUCGUUGGCUCAACAAAUCGGAACCAACGUCCCGGAGGUACACCCUUCACUGCCGUCGAAGGUCUGCACUAAGGUUACCAACGUGCUAGCCCAGGUGGACCAAGUAGACACCAAGGUUGUCGACUGCAUCACUGAGAAAUCGUCAGUCGUGAUCGAUGCCAACUGGCGGCAGAUGAACGCUGUUAGAACAAACGAGAGCUGCAACGCCGAUGGCAAGUGGAACAGCACGACGUGCUCGACUCCAAAAGAAUGCGCAGAGAUCUGUGGUCUCGAAGGCGCCGACUACAAGGGCAAGCACGCAAUCACGACGUCUGGUAGUGCCUUGAAGAUGAAACUCGAGACGCCUGGAGGUGUGGGUACCCGUGUGUACAUGCUGGAUGCGUCAGGAAAGAAGUACAAGCAGUUCCAGCUGCUCAACCAGGAGUUCACGUUCGACGUCGAUAUGUCCUCGUUGCCCUGUGGUUCCAAUGGCGCGCUCUACUUUUCAAAGAUGGACGCCGACGGCGGCAUGGCGCGAUUCCCGGGCAACAGCGCAGGUGCUGAAUACGGCACUGGUUACUGCGACGCGCAGUGCCAGAAAGACGUCAAGUUCAUUAACGGCGAGGCGAACCUGGAAAAAAAGUACGGUGCUUGUUGCACGGAAAUGGACAUUUGGGAGGCCAAUAGCAUGGCUACAGCUUAUACGACGCACCCGUGCUCGACUGACGGUCAGGAGAGAUGUAUCGCUGACGAAGACUGUGGAGCUACGGAUGAGACUCGUUACACUGGAUGGUGUGAUAAGCCUGGUUGUGACUUCAAUCCAUUCCGCAUGGGCAACAAGAAAUUCUACGGCCGUGGCAAGAAGUACGACAUCGACACGACUCGUCCGUUCUCAGUCAUCACGCAGUUCGUCACGGACGAUAACACUGAGACAGGUGAACUCGUUGAGAUCCGCCGUCUAUACAAGCAGGACGACCGCGUGGUGGCCAACCCGGCAAGUACGUGGGCCGAAUUAAACGGCACAGACUCAAUAACCGAUGCGAUGUGUAACACUUCGAAGGCGCUUUUCGACGACCACCCGUACGUGAUGGGAGGCCUGGCACAGCUCGGGAAGCAAAUGGUAGGCGGCAUGACGCUGGCUAUGAGCAUCUGGGUGGACUACGGCUCAAACAUGACGUGGCUAGACAGUUACCCCAGCGGUGACGACCCGAAGGUUCCCGGUGCGUUGCGUGGCGACUGUCCGAACCCUGGAGGUGAUCCGGAGAGUGUUUUUGCCGAGAGUCCCGACGCGGCGGUGAAGUUCAUGAACAUCCGUUCCGGUGAUUUUGGAUCGACAUACUAA